Molecule: messenger RNA, 1550 nt
Organism: Struthio camelus australis
Lineage: Eukaryota; Metazoa; Chordata; Aves; Struthioniformes; Struthionidae
Source: RefSeq, a predicted model, not a curated record
AGACCAAGAUCAGGAUACCACAGAUGGAAAGAUUAUUCGGUGGACAUUUCUUUCUCUUUCCCAGAUUAGUGCUUUGUCAGAAGAAAAUAUAGAAGGAGUUCAAAAAAAGCUGGAAGAAUUCCUGAAUUUUAAACAAUUAAAAACAUCUUUGAAGGAAGCUAUUUUGCUAGAUUAUUAUGCCUCGGGAUUUUGGUGGGCUAAAGAAAUGAACUUCAGUCUUACACAGCUCACAGGAUUCAUGGGUCUGUUAAAUUUCCUGUUGGAGAACCUCAGUGACAAACAUAUGACGUUAGGUGAUAACAUAAAAGAACUUGGAAAAACAAUGGCUGGAAUAGGAGGAACUCAUUCAGAAGGAAGUGGUGACUUGAAUUUCUUCAGUGUUGAGCAAGCCAAAGCAGUCAUUGAUUACUUGAAUAUCAGCUUAUUUCAACAUUAUAAACUAUAUGAAUAUCUUUUCCAUAGUCCUAGAGAAGAACUUGUGAUAAGUGAUGAGUAUGUCAUUGAACUCGCCCCACCUGCAGAUGACACUUUCCCUCCUCCGCUGGAAGAAGGUAUACCUUCUGAUACCAGUUUAUCACCAACAGCUGCAGAGAUAGAAUCUAAGGGGUCUGAUCGAGAAAGCUACCUGGAAGAGCCCUGUCCUGAAGCAGAAUCCUUCGAGGCAGAUGCUUUGACUGGUUUCACCGUUGAAGAUGUGAAGUCCGUAAUGAGUGAGAUCACAGAUGAAUAUAUUGGCAACCUUGAGGCAGAGAUAAACAAAAAGCUGCAAAUACAAGAAGAAGUUUAUACUUCGAGAAUAGAAAAAUUAAAAAGGCAUAAAUAACCAGAUAAGAAAGGUGAGGUUGAAUUUUACAGAAACGGGAGGGCAGGGGGUGGUGGACACAGAUGACGGGCUCCCUGCAUGAACCUAAUUAUUUUUGCAUGAAGGAAAGUUCAGUUAAUGUUUACCUAGAAAGAGUUCAUCCCAGUUCCUCAAAUUGCUGUGUUCUGAUAGUAGUAUUAUUUAGCUUAGACUUAAGUGAAAGAUUAUAAACAUAAGGAUAUGUAAUUCAAAUAUGUUGAAUCUGAGCUUAUUUCCAAAUGGAAAUCUUAAUUUUAAAAGAAUUCUCUGUAGUUUUAUUCUAUAUCCUUUUUCCACUUGUAGAAUAUUUAAUAGCUUCCGAUUCACACGUAAGAUUUUUUUAGGAAAUUUUGCUAGAAGGAAAAUAUGUAAAGAGAGAACAUCAUUUUGAGACAUUGCAGAUAUAAUAAGAAGGGAAUUAAUUAACAUGUAAUUACACACUUUUCACUAUAGUUAUUUGUUAAUAAUGUGCAUGUUAUUUCUUUGUAAAUUGCUUCUUAGGCUUUAAAAGAAAUGUAGUAACUUAUACUUCUUUAUAUCCACUGUAUUAAAAUUGCUUAAAUUAAAAGUUUGCAGUUUUACAGUCUUCCAGUGGAAAUUUCUUCUGAAUGCACGUAACAUUUCAUUUGAGAAUGUAUUUGUUCCUUCUCUGUAUGCUAACGUUGUUCCAUAUUUUGUCACAUAUUACAGAAAUGUUUUAAACUCAAAA